Molecule: messenger RNA, 1634 nt
Organism: Rhododendron vialii
Lineage: Eukaryota; Viridiplantae; Streptophyta; Magnoliopsida; Ericales; Ericaceae
Product: protein phosphatase 2C 37-like
Exons: 4
Coding region: 176-1390 (404 amino acids)
Biological process (GO): protein dephosphorylation
Cellular component (GO): cytosol; nucleus
Molecular function (GO): protein serine/threonine phosphatase activity; cation binding
Source: RefSeq, a predicted model, not a curated record
CCCACCACCCUCUUUCCUCCUCAUGUGGGAUGUCGUCUCCCUCUCCUCUCCCUGCGAAACUUCAUUAUAAUUGCCUCCUCGUAAUCUUCCCAAGACAUCUCAAUAGAAUUCCCAAAGGGUUUUCAUUAAUUGGAGGAAACAGAUUUGUCGUGGACAAGAUUAUUUUUGGUAAUUAAUGGCCGGGAUGUGUUGCGGAGUUGUCGGUGAGACAGAGACGCCGGCACCGGUUAAGCCGGGCUUGCGGGGCGUGAGGCGGCGGCGGAUGGAAAUCCCCCCGUUCAAGUUGCUCGCCGCCGACGUGGCACCGGAGAACGGGAGGAAACGGCAGAAGGUAGAGGAGGUCGUGCGAGCUCGUGAGUUCGAAAACGCUGUUGACAUUUCUGUGAUGAGCAAAGGCCAAUUGGCGGAGAACGGAGAGUUAGAAACGAAGCCGAUUUCGCAAAUCGAGCCAAUUGAGGUGGUUCAGGAUCAGGAGUACGGCCCGAAGUUUGGCAUGACCUCAGUUUGUGGAAGAAGGAGAGAUAUGGAAGACGCGGUGGCGAUUCACCCCUCGUUUUGCCGGAACCGUCGGAAAUCUGAUGAUCUGAACUUCUACGGCGUGUACGACGGCCAUGGUUGCUCACAUGUGGCGAUGAAAUGCGGAGAACGAUUGCACGAGAUAGUGAGAGAGGAGGUGGAAGGAAGUGAAGAAGCUUCGUGGAAGGAAACGAUGGAGCGGAGUUUCUCGCGUAUGGACAAGGAGGUGACGGAAUGGUGCAGCGAAGGAGGCGCCGGGGUUUCGAUAUCCAACUGCAGGUGCGAGCUCCGGACGCCGCAGUGCGACGCGGUGGGAUCGACGGCGGUUGUCGCCGUCGUGACGCCGGAUAAGAUUGUGGUCUCCAACUGCGGCGACUCUCGCGCCGUGCUUUGUCGAAACGGCGUCGCGAUUCCUCUCUCGUCCGAUCACAAGCCCGAUCGACCGGAUGAACUUGAACGGAUCGAAAACGCAGGUGGCCGAGUUAUAUAUUGGGAUGGAGCAAGGGUACUUGGAGUCUUAGCAAUGUCAAGGGCUAUAGGUGACAAUUAUUUGAAGCCGUUUGUAAUACCGGAACCGGAGGUAACCGUAACGGAUCGGACGGCAGAGGACGAGUGCCUGAUACUGGCGAGCGACGGCCUGUGGGACGUGGUCUCCAACGACACCGCGUGCGGCAUCGCGAAAAUGUGUUUGCGGUCACAGAAGCCACUGUCGCCGCCGCAAUCUCCUGGGAGCGAAGUCAACGUGAUUGCCGCCGGGGAGAGCUCCGACAAGGCUUGUUCGGAUGCGUCAAUUUUGUUGACUAAGUUGGCUUUGGCUAGGCAUGGUACGGAUAAUAUAAGCGUAGUUGUCGUGGAUUUAAGAAGAGGUCAAUAGGCUUGUCAUCAGAGUUUCUUCCUCUUGCUUUCAUAUUUUCCUUUUCUUAAAUUCUACUACAACUUGAAGUAUAUUUUCAUUCUUAAGCUAGGUUUUGUUAAGGAUGUACCGAUGUACACCUACCUUCCGUUGAGGAUUACAUAGGGGUUACAAAUUGAAUUCCUCUAGAUAGCAAUCCAAUUGUAAAUGGAAUCAACAUCUAUCCCGGUUGUUUAAUUUACAAAUCUAGAUGAUAGUUGUUCUU